AGCUCAAUUAUGUAGACAAGUUUAUACUCUCGAGUAAAGUUGACACUAUGAUACCCCGAUAACAGGACCCGAUUAACACAGGUAGCUAUAGCAUGAGCGAGUACAGCCGGCUGUUCAGCGGGACCAAUCCUACACAAGUAGUGCUCAACCCCGACACUGAGGACCAGCUGACUUGCUAUGGGUACAGGGCCAACAGAUGGAAGCUGUUGCUUUUCAUCCUCCUGUCCUUCAGCAGCUUUGGCUUCCUGCUCCUGUUGAUGCUAUGGCGACCAGAACUAGAGUGCUACAUCAAAAGAAAGAAGUGCCAUUUGAGAGAUGCAGACACGAUUCUCAUUCAAGAUCAUGUGAAGCGGUGGUUUGUAAGUCAAGUGGAGACAAAGGGAUUUGACGAUCAUAUUGGAGCACCGGAGAAAUACAACCAGUUUGGGGAAUCUUCUGACGAGGAUGAUCCAGAGUGUUGUGACACCACCAGACUAAAAGGGCCAGAAGUCAGCCUGAGGUAUUUUGAUCACCAACAUGUGAGAUAUCUCUGGGAGCUGGGCGUGCGAUCCUUUGUCCAGCUCCGGGAUCUCUCCCACAACACAAAAUGUUCAACAAUUAUGGAGAAAUUCCAGGGCCUGUCGAAGGUGGAGCAGGCUCAGAAACAGGUUGUGUAUGGAGCAAAUCUGAUAGAUGUGGAGGUCAAGUCCUACUGGAGACUUUUUAUUGAGGAGGUGAUGAAUCCCUUCUAUAUAUUCCAAAUCUUCAGCAUCGUACUGUGGUUGAUGGACGACUAUUACUACUAUGCGGCCUGUAUAUUCCUCAUCUCUGUCAUCUCCAUAUGUAUCUCACUGCACCAGAUCAAGAAGCAAAGUAUAGCUCUUCAUGAUAUGGUGGCGGUCACUGAACAGACAAUGGAAAUUUGUUUGGGACAAGGAAGAGGAUAUGAAAAGGUUCCAACAUCAUGCCUGGUGCCCGGAGAUUUGAUAGUACUCCCACAGAACGGAUGUACAAUGACGUGUGAUGCCGUGCUUGUAACAGGAACCUGUAUAGUCAACGAGAGCAUGCUCACUGGUGAGAGUGUUCCUGUAACAAAGACACCCCUCACACACCAGGAGGAUGAGGAAGUCUACUCCCCAGAGAUACACAAACGUCACACCCUGUUCUCUGGCACACAUAUCAUGCAAACCCGAUAUUACGGCUCAGCCAGAGUCACAGCAGUGGUCGUGCGAACAGGUUUCAGAACUGCAAAAGGAGAGCUUGUGCGAUCAAUUUUAUUUCCCAAACCAGUUGACUUCAAGUUUUACAGAGAUGCCAUGAAGUUUAUAAUGUUUUUAGGGUUUAUAGCUGCCCUUGGCAUGAUUUACACGGUUGUGAUGUAUGUUAAGGAUGGGAUCCAUCCAUUUAAGAUUGUUCUACGUGUACUAGAUGUAAUAACCAUCAUCGUACCAGCCGCUCUGCCUGCUGCCAUGACGAUAGGCAUAACGUAUGCCCAGAAUCGGCUCAAGAAAGAAAGCAUCUACUGCAUCAGCCCACCUAGGAUUAACUUUGGUGGACGACUAGACGCCUUUUGCUUUGAUAAGACUGGGACCCUGACAGAGGAUGGUCUAGACAUGAUGGGGACCAUUCCCGUCCACAAGAGCAGUUUUCUGCCACUUCAAACAGACCCCUCCAAACUGGACCAUGGACCCGUUUUGAAUGCUAUGGCAACCUGUCACUCACUGACCAUAAUGGAAGGUGAACUGUCCGGUGAUCCUCUUGACCUAAUUAUGUUUGAAUCCACAAAAUGGGUUCUUGAGGAGCCAGGGCGAGACACCAGUAAGUUUGAUACCAUGAUGCCCACAGUUGUAAAACCUUGUACCAGGGACACCUUCUUACCCAACCAGGAACAGCCUCCACUUGAAAUUGGUAUAAUCCGCCAGUUUACAUUUUCCUCUAACAUGCAAAGGAUGAGUGUGAUCACGCGCGAACUAGGCAAAGAACACAUGGAGCUGUACUGUAAAGGUGCUCCAGAGAAAAUUAUCUCCCUUUGUGUGUCUUCAACCGUUCCAACAGAUAUAAAAGAAAUACUACAGAGUUACACCUUACAAGGUCACAGAGUGAUAGCCCUCGCCUGGCGACCUCUUGACCCCAAACUUACCUGGCACCAGUCUCAGAGGAUAUCGAGAGACAAGGUGGAGAAGGACAUGACAUUCCUAGGAUUGAUUGUAAUGCAGAACAAACUUAAACCUCAGACACGACCAGUGAUCCGCAAACUUAUUGCAGCCAAUAUUCGAUGUGUCAUGAUAACAGGUGACAUGAUAGAGACGGCAAUGAGUGUGGCCAGGAACUGUGGCAUGGUGUCACCACAGGACAAGGUGAUUAUAGUGGAGGCUGUGCCCCCAGAUCAUAACGGACCUGCUCGCGUGGAAUACAGACACUCGGAGAUGCCAACUGACCGUGAUACCGAAAACACUCUGGAGUACUCAAGACUAGAAAUGGAAACUUCAAACAUUAAUUUCCACUUUGCUAUAAAUGGGAAGUCUCUUUCUGUGAUAACCAAACACCUCCCUGAUCUCCUCCCCAGGAUCUGUGUAGUUGGUACUGUUUUUGCUAGGAUGAAGCCGGACCAGAAAUGUCAACUCAUCCACAAGUUACAAUCUCUUGGGUACCAUGUGGGUAUGUGUGGUGAUGGGGCUAAUGACUGCGAGGCUUUGAAGGCAGCCCACGUAGGAAUAUCUCUGUCUGAGGCUGAGGCGUCGAUAGCAGCACCCUUCACCUCCAGCAUUCCCCACAUAGAGUGUGUCUAUACUGUUAUAAGGGAAGGAAGGGCUGCCCUCACUACAUCUUUUGCCUGUUUUAAGUAUAUGGCUCUUUAUAGCUUUAUACAGUUUGUGUCUGUGAUGAUUUUAUAUUCCUUUGAAGCCAACCUGUCUGAUACUCAGUUUUUGUACAUAGAUCUCGUCAUAACUACAAGUAUUGCAAUAUUUAUGGGUUACACCAAACCAACACUGGUACUGGUCCCCAAGCGGCCCCCGGGUAGUUUGGUCAAGUUGUCCAAUCUGUUGUCCAUCACUGUCCAUGUACUACUUGUUGCUAUCGUACAAGUGGGCGCCUUAUUGUACCUGAUGGCACAGAAGUGGUAUACAAGGGCACUGCCGGAUGAAGAUGCUGCAACCCAGAAGUGUUGGGAGUCCACAACUAUAUUUCUGGUGUCCUCCUACCUGUAUAUAUCCGUGGCCUUUUGUUUCUCUCGGGGACCACCCUACAGGAAACCCAUUUACACUAACAUUCCUUACCUUGUUACACUUGUGGUUCUGGUGUCAUUUUCCACUAUGAUGUUAUUACUGGCACCUCAUCCGAUUCUUGAUUUCUUUUGGAUCAUGCCCUUGUGGGAGAAGGAUUUUCACUUUCGCCUGGUGUUACUGGCCUUCCCAGCUACACAUCUGGUCCUGUGCUGGAUAGCAGAGUAUACAUUGACAGCAACUAAAUGCGUGAAAAAAAUGACAGCAGUGUGUAAAAAGAAGAAAAUGAACCCAGACUCUUACAAGUAUAUACGCAAUGAAAUAAUGAUGACAGAUUGGCCCCCUAUAGGACAAUCAAUGUCAGGAGAGGAGGCGUUCAGGCAGACCGUCGAUCAGGAGGGCGGAGAGGAACUGAAGGAGGAGGAAGAAAGUCAGGUCUAGUUUUAUAUAUGAUAAGCCUGGUAAGUAUACAAAUGUUUGACCUCUGCUCCUUGGUGCUACUACAUUCUGUGGGAAUUAAAACAUUUAACACCGCUCUUCUUUUAGUUGAGAAAACAAUGCUUUUUAUCUUCUCAGUAGAAAGUUUAUAUUAUAUCUCAAUGAACAGUCUCUCAGUAGCCAUAUAUUUGAUUGGUGAAACAUUAGUUUGAAUUUCAUGGGUUGGUCCCUCUUUUUUUCGCUUUGUUUUAUCAAUUCACAGAAAAGACUAUUACUGUACCAGACAUCUUAUUCUUUAAAUCAUCUAUUUAACCUAGUUUCCCACCUUCCCAACAAACCCCUUAACAUCCGAACCCCCACUUCACCUCCAACACCAACACACACCCUUUCCCUCUAAUCUAAAGAGUUGAUACAAAUAUAUUUUGACAUUCCAAAGUGAUAUAACAUAAUAAUAGUAUAUUCAAAGAAUGUCUUUGGAGAUAAAUUAUGCAUAAUAUUCAAAAUAUUCAUAUUUGAAUUAUUCAUUUGCAAAUAUUUAAUUUAUUCGUUCACCUCUAGUAGGUAGACUCAUGCCAGACUUGGCCAAAUACUGGUAAUACCUGUAGUGAACAAAUCGGAUACAUGUACCCAAAAUUAAAUUUAACUAUUUUAAAUUUAUAUUAAAAAUGUUUUAAAUUUAAAUGUUCAUAUCCAUCACAAUCAUCUAUAUAUCAUGUCCCUGCAUUUAUAUUGUACCCAUAUAUAAUACUAUCAUUGUGGCACUCAAACGGCAGUUUUUUUAAACCAUUAGAAUUGUUUUAUGAAGAUAUUUGUCUCAAUUACUGAUUAAUUCAAUUUCACAAACUAUAUAUGCCAAAUAUCAGGUUAAUUACAUGUACCAUGUAUAUGUGUGAUGCAAAUUUCACAGAUUUGUCAAAAACCAAAUUGCCGCAUUUGAAUUUUUGUCAUGAUUUCAUCAUCUUGCCAACAAAGCCAAAAUAAGAAAGUUUUUAGAGAAGUUCCUGAUAUACUUUUUUAACGGAUCAUAACUAGGCUGAAGUGUAGUCCAAGAUAGUGCCACAUACAACUGUACUUGAGUAGUGAAUUCUGCUACUUGUUUUGUCUUCCCGGUCCUAUUAUAUUAUUGAUAUAUAUCCAGAUUAAAUAUAUUUAAAGUAAUGUUUCUGGCUUUAACUAAUAUUUAGUUAUAUAUUGAUCACUUGUUAUUUCUUGUGCCUACUAACCAGAUUCACGCUGAAGAUGCUUCUAGCAUGGGUCAAUACUACGCACCGUGUACCCACUGUUAAUUAUGUAACCAAAAUAGGCUUCAUUAACCACUGUUAAAAUAACACUUACCUGGUACUGGUUAUUUAUGAUAUGUAUAUACUCAAUGUUGGUUUAUCAUUACUUAAGACCAUUAACAGUAACUCAUUCACCCCUGAAAUUCUGUAAUGAACUAGUCCAACCUUUCCAUUGGAAGAGUUCAGAUGUGUCUUUAGGCCAGGAGUGAAUGAGUUAAGAAUUCCUGCAGAUUUUUAGUAACAUUUAUGAAUUUUAAAAGUAUUUUACAAAUACAUUGUACUGUAAACAAUUGAUCCUAAAUACAUUUUUAAAAUGUGGCUGAAAUUCUGUGAUAUUGCUCAUAUUCUAAAGCAUGUAUUUUCAAACUAUGCAAUUAUGUUUUCAUGAACGUUGAAAAACCAUGAAAGAAAAACUGACUGAUUGUUUUAUUUUAUCCCCAUGAACAAAUUAUUGCAUGUUAUAAAGAAAACAUCUGGAUUAAGCCUUGUACGAUGUUUUCUUUUUGAAAAUGUUUGCGUAUGAUCUGUGUGAUUGGACAUCGACAGACUUAUGAUCGAGUGUAUUUUUCCUUUCUUUAACAUUGUUCACAGAAAAGAUUCAUAUUUUAUAUAUAAUGUACAAUGCAGUCCAAUUUUUCUCAGGCGUGGCUUAACAAAUAUUAAUAUUAUUAGAUCUACAGGGUUCAGAUUUGACACAGCAAAUUUUAUGAAUUACAUCUGCUAGAGGUCUGAAAAUACAGAAUUGAAAAGUGUUUAUUGAGCUGUAUUCAAAGCAUUUAACUUGAAUUGGACUUUAUUUAAUCAAACCAAGGGUCGCCAUGCUGUGAUGUAAUGUGCUGCGUUAAAAAAAUGAUUAUAGUUUCGUUUAAGAAACUCAUUUAUAAAGUUUACUCUGUUUUGAUUUUGUAGACAACAGUUCCUGCUAGUUUUGCAGGGAAAGAUGAAUGCCAAACCAAACUGAAAUACAUGUUUUGUUAUCUUCCAUGUUAGGAUAUACUGCUGUCAGUGAGUAGUGUCAUCAUAAUUUGAUAAAUUGUAAAAGUGUGAUUAUCUGGGUGGAGCCUGGUUGUUAAAACCCUGAUUAGAAAAGAUGGUUACAAAUAUUCGAAUUCGUAACCAACAUAACAUGUCUAGAGAUUCAAAAUUAUCACCCGAAGACCAAAAAAAACCUACAAAAAAACUUUUUUCCAAUCCGAGAUUGUAAAUUACUCAUUGUAUGAAAACUACAUUGGAAUUCUCAAGUGUGUUGCCUGCAGUACUAGUGGGACAGGGAGACUUAAGGAUACGAUGCUACCUUACUGUGAUAUCUACCUCCUCCCCAGGAGAGUUCAUGGCAAGAAUCCUUACACUGAUAACAUUGGACCGGUUGGACCCGAGUUGUUCGUUUAUGAAAUAAGGUCAGACCUAGUAUUCUGAUAUGCUGCUUUCAGGUGAUGAGCCUAAACAUUUGAAGUUCCCCCAGGAUUUAUA
This is a messenger RNA of Mizuhopecten yessoensis (Yesso scallop), 6391 nucleotides long. Its product is annotated as cation-transporting ATPase 13A2-like. The record is from RefSeq and is a predicted model, not a curated record. Gene Ontology annotation, biological process: intracellular calcium ion homeostasis. The coding region runs from base 93 to 3644 and encodes 1183 amino acids. The transcript is spliced from 33 exons. Lineage: Eukaryota; Metazoa; Mollusca; Bivalvia; Pectinida; Pectinidae. Gene Ontology annotation, molecular function: ATP binding; P-type ion transporter activity; ATP hydrolysis activity. Gene Ontology annotation, cellular component: membrane.